Molecule: messenger RNA, 668 nt
Organism: Spea bombifrons (plains spadefoot toad)
Lineage: Eukaryota; Metazoa; Chordata; Amphibia; Anura; Pelobatidae
Product: vesicle-associated membrane protein 3-like
Exons: 1
Coding region: 38-349 (103 amino acids)
Biological process (GO): vesicle fusion; SNARE complex assembly; vesicle-mediated transport
Cellular component (GO): SNARE complex; plasma membrane
Molecular function (GO): syntaxin-1 binding; SNAP receptor activity
Source: RefSeq, a predicted model, not a curated record
UGAUCGCUCGGUGUGAAUUCCGUGUCCGCCUGAAAUCAUGUCGUCUGCUGAGCCCGCUGCCGGAGGUGAUGCCUCCUCAAGUAACCGGCGUCUACAACAGACGCAGGCGCAAGUCGAUGAGGUGGUUGAUAUCAUGAGAGUAAAUGUGGAUAAGGUCCUGGAGAGAGAUCAGAAGCUGUCUGAGCUGGAUGACCGAGCAGACGCCCUCCAAGCCGGUGCCUCUCAGUUUGAGACCAGUGCAGCUAAGCUGAAGCGGAAAUACUGGUGGAAGAACUGCAAGAUGUGGGCAAUACUCAUAGCUGUUAUUGUGAUAAUAAUCAUCAUCAUUAUUGUGGCGGGUGUUUCGUGAAUGCUUGACGACUCGCAAAUCCCGACUGAAAGCGUGCCUAGUCCACAGUUCUCUAUAUCAAAUCUGCUGUAUUAAAGGGUAUAUAUUCUGGCCAUAUAGCCAACUGAUUUUUUUUUUUUUUUAAAGUUCAGAAUUAAUGUUUGUUUCAUUUAGAGUUAAGUGCCUUUUACUGAAAAACAGAACACUCCGUAUUUUAAAUGCUAGCGAGAGCACCAGCAGCGCCAUGCACUGUGCCUUAAAGGAGCGGAGCGCGUGAUACUUUCGUUCCAGCCUUUGCUUCUGUCCUCCACAGCUUCCAAUGUACAUUUUAAUGAGCUAA